AGAGACUCUCAGAUCAGAGUGAGUUAAAAAGCGUUCCUUUGAGUUCGAGAGGCGAAUCAACGAAGGAGACAACAGACACUCUGAGAAAGAGGCGGCUAGGGAUCCGACUCACUGCUUCCUUCAGUCACUUUCUUUUUCCCUUUUGAUUCCUUGCCUCCAUUGAACCCUCUUCUUCUUUUAGAUUCUCCUCUCUUCCAUGUGCGUUUUUUUGAAGACGACGACGAUGAUGCUGAUGUCUUUGAAUUGAAUCCAUUUCUACAACCAUGGCUUACCUGAUGUAGUGAUUUUGGAUCAAAUUCAUUCUCAAAGCUGGCUCCUUUACUCUGUUUAUUAUAUAGAAGAAGCUCUGUUUUUGUGUGGUUCUCUUUCGUUUAAACGUAACUUUAUGCAUAGAAGCUCUUCUACUCCUUGUCUUUCACCUACUGGGAAGGAUCUGCAACAGAAAGAUCGAAGUGGUCCGAUUGAGAUACUGGGACACUCGGAUUGCUUUUCCAUUGUCAGACAUAUGGUGAAGGACAUUGUUAAGGCGAUAAAGAUGGGUGUUGAACCGCUUCCUGUUCAUAGCGGGCUUGGAGGUGCAUACUAUUUUAGGAACAAAAGGGGUGAGAGUGUUGCGAUUGUAAAGCCGACAGAUGAAGAGCCAUUUGCACCUAACAAUCCUAAAGGCUUUGUUGGGAAAGCCCUUGGGCAACCUGGCUUGAAGUCUUCCGUACGAGUGGGGGAAACCGGGUUUAGAGAAGUUGCAGCUUAUCUUCUUGAUUAUGGCCGCUUUGCUAAUGUCCCUCCCACUGCUCUUGUGAAGAUAACUCAUUCUGUAUUCAAUGUCAACGAUGGGGUGAAGGGGAACAAGCCUCGGGAGAAGAAGCUGGUUAGUAAGAUUGCUUCUUUCCAGAAGUUUGUGGCUCAUGAUUUCGAUGCAAGCGAUCAUGGCACUUCAAGCUUCCCUGUAGCUUCUGUGCACCGCAUUGGUAUUUUGGACAUAAGGAUCUUCAACACAGACCGUCAUGGUGGGAAUCUUUUGGUGAAGAAGCUCGAUGGAGACGGAAUGUUUGGUCACGUAGAGCUUAUUCCAAUAGACCAUGGCCUAUGCUUGCCAGAAACCCUAGAGGAUCCUUAUUUUGAGUGGAUUCAUUGGCCACAGGCAUCGUUACCUUUCUCUGAUGUAGAGCUUGAGUACAUACAGAGUCUUGAUCCAUUGAAGGAUUGUGACAUGCUUAGAAGAGAACUUCCAAUGAUUAGAGAGGCGUGUCUUAGGGUUCUUGUUCUCUGUACUAUUUUCCUUAAAGAAGCUGCUGCUUAUGGUAUGUGUCUUGCCGAGAUUGGCGAGAUGAUGACUCGGGAAUUCCGACCAGGAGAAGAGGAGCCAAGUGAACUCGAGGUUGUGUGUAUUGAAGCCAAGAGAUCAGUCAUUGAACGAGAUGUUUUAUCUCCAAGGUCAGAUGUAGUAGGAGAAGCAGAGUUUCAGUUUGAUCUAGACUGUGAUGAUUUAGAAUCAGUCUACGCUUCCAAGAUACAACUAACCGAUGACUACUUCACCAAAAACCCCUUUUCAAACGGACGUUCUUCUCUCGGGAAGCUUGAAGAAAGCAUCAAGGAAGAAGAAGAUGAUGAAGAAGAAGAAGAGGACAAAACUGAAAAUGCUGUCCCUAUGAUCAUUAUGAAAGACAGUUUUUUUAGUUCAGCUGCUUUUCGUGACAAAGCUCCAUCUCUUUCAAAGCUUUCCACUUCAAUGAAGAACACACAUCUUAGCGACACAGCACGGAAACACCCAAAACCCUUAACCAGAGGCAGAUCCGAGAACACAUCGUCUGGUCACAAAAGCGCAAACGAACAGCUUCCAAUGAGUGCAAGCUUCGUGAAAGUAGCCGACAUGAAAGAAGACGAGUGGGCUCUGUUCUUGGAGAGGUUCCAAGAGUUACUUGGACCGGCUUUCGCAAAACGCAAAACGGCAACGUUGAGUAAGAGACAGAGACUUGGCACCUCAUGCCAGUUUUGAGAAAUCAUAUAAUAGAAAGUAAAAAAACUCGAGAGAGAGAAAGUUAAACGAGACACGAUCUACAGUAUGGAGUAUGAAACUGAAGGCUUCUUCUUCAGUUCUAUGGUAGUAAAAAAAAUAGUUUACUUUUGGAAGGUUUGGCUUAUGACAAGCGACAAGGUGAUGAAAAGGGGUUUUGCUUGAUUUUCUUUUUUUAACUGCUUUGUAAAUAUUUCUUUUACCUCGUUGUGAUCUUCUUUGUUUGUUUUUUUUUCUUUUGCCCCUUUUAUCACCUUCUCUUGGUUUUUUUUUCUUCUUUGGUAUGUCCUUGUAGCUUGGCCUUGUCUUAUAAAUAAUAUUAGUCUUCUUUCACUUUA
Molecule: messenger RNA, 2352 nt
Organism: Camelina sativa (false flax)
Lineage: Eukaryota; Viridiplantae; Streptophyta; Magnoliopsida; Brassicales; Brassicaceae
Product: phosphatidylinositol 4-kinase gamma 7
Source: RefSeq, a predicted model, not a curated record